Messenger RNA from Sceloporus undulatus (fence lizard), 4020 nucleotides. RefSeq names its product IgGFc-binding protein-like. NCBI's taxonomy places the organism in Eukaryota, Metazoa, Chordata, Lepidosauria, Squamata, Phrynosomatidae. The coding region runs from base 146 to 3907 and encodes 1253 amino acids. Gene Ontology annotation, molecular function: protein binding. The record is from RefSeq and is a predicted model, not a curated record. The transcript is spliced from 9 exons.
AGAGAGAAGGAGCACAGACAGCUCCCUCUCUGUUUUGUUGGCUCAAAGGCAGAUCUACUAGAUUAAAGUGAUGACCUGCUUUUAUUCCUGCCAUGGGACCCACUGAAGGAAAGUUGUGACAGAGGUAUCACUAAUAGUUAAAGCCAUGGCUAUGAAGAGGAUUGUGUUCCUCUUGGCUGGUUUGGCACAAUUAUGUGGGUCUCAGGUAGCAAGUUCUCAUGGGAAAACAUUUGUCACAGCUUUCAUGCAAAACAAUCAGAAAAACCUUGCAAAUGAACCCAGUGCUAAGCAUGAACUCCUUAUUACUGGCUAUUCUCCUAAAACCAUGGUGAGAGUUACAAUAGGUAAAUCUAUGUAUCGGAGAACCUUCCCUCUCAAUGAAGGGCGGACAGUGACAAUAAAGCUUCCUAACACCAUAGAAUUGUUGGGGACUGAGCUCUUUGAUGGGACUGUGUUAAUCGAAGCUGAUAAGGAUAUCUCCAUCUUGGCUCGCAGCCAUGAUGGGUCUUCUGUUGGUAGUACAGUACUUUAUCCAGUUCAGCAGCUUGGCACACUAUAUUAUGUAGUAACCCCAGUGGGUGACAAAGCAAAUACUUUCAAGGAAUUUGUGGUUGUAGCCUAUGAAACUUCCACCAGAAUAAAUAUUUCCCUGACAGGGGCUGUGACAUACAAAGGCAAUGGUUAUCCUUCUGGAAGCAGGCUUGUUGCUCACCUUGAAGCCUUCCAAGCAAUCCAGCUCCAAAGCUCAGAUGAUUUGACUGGCACCAAAGUUGAAUCGGAUGAACCAGUGGCAGUUUUGAGUGGACACAGCUGUGCCCAGGACAAUAAAGCCUGUGACCAUGUUGUUGAACAACUCUUGCCCACCCCCAGUUGGGGUUCUUUCUUCAUUGUCCCUCUGUUGUCGUUCCAAAAUAGACAUGGCACUGUGUAUGUAGUAGCCUCUCAAAACACUUUCAUCAAAUACCAACAUGGCCAUAUAGAGAAGUCCCAGGACAUGGAAGCUGGACAAGUUCUCCAGUUGGACCAUCAGUCUUCUGAACCAAUGUACAUUUCGGCUAACAAUGGAAUCCAGGUCCUUUUCUCUGCUGUUGGUGCUGCGGAUCAAGACUAUGGCUCUUCUCUCAUAAACAUUCCAGCAGUAACAAGCUAUUGUGUGUCCCACAACACUGGCGGAAUGAGUCAGUAUGACAGAUUUGCUGUCAUCAUAGCCAAAACCUCAGAAUCCAGUGGGAUCAUGUUAGAGAAGGAAGGCAUUGGAACCCUACAGUGGAGACCAGUCCCAGACACAGAAUAUUCUUGGGCUGAACACAGUUUGAGCAAAACAGCAGAUGUAUUCUCCCUAGAACAUCCCAGUACUCCUUUUGGGCUUUUCAUCCUUGGAGUCUCACAGAAUGAUGGCUCAGGUUCAAUGGCAGUUUGCACCACUGGUGAGCCAGUUGCUUCAUGCAGCUUGAUCCAGUGCAGGAAGGAGGAGAUGUGUGAGAUCCAAGACAAACGUCCAGUGUGUGUGGCAGGGUCUGAAUCCACUUGUUGGGCCCAGGGAGAUCGCCAUUAUCACACCUUUGAUGGGAGGAACUUUGACUUCAGAGGCAGCUGUACCUACACCAUUGCCAAGACUUGUAGCCUGGAUGGUGAUGUUCCUUCCUUCAGCAUUGAAGCCAAGAAUGAAUACAGAGGCAAUACUCAUGUUUCUUAUGUUGGUUUACUGACAGUUACUGUCUAUAACAUCACCAUCUCUAUCACCAGAAAUGAGAUUGGAUUUGUGAGGGUGAAUAACCAGCGAUCCCGCUUGCCCAUCUCCAUGCAUGAAGGGAAACUCCGUCUCUACCAGAGUGGGGGUGCUAUCCUGAUGGAGACUGACUUCUCCCUGAAGGUCUCCUAUGACUGGGAUGACUCUUUGGUGAUCACAAUACCAAGGAUGUUUUCAGACAGUGUGUGUGGCCUUUGUGGGAACUACAACAAUGAUCCUGCUGAUGAUUUCACCACUCCCAGUAGAACCCUGGCCUUCAGUCCAGUGGAGUUUGGGAGCAGCUGGAAGGUGGACGAUGGAGACAGGUUCUGCUGGGAUGACUGCCCAGGGGGUUGCAAAAGCUGCUCUCCAGAACUAAUCAGCAAAUAUACAGCAGAACCAUUCUGUGGCUGGAUCAGCAAAGGAGGGAGCGGCCCAUUCAGCCAAUGCCAUGCUGUGAUCAGUCCUGAGAUCUUCCUGGAAAACUGUGUCUAUGACAUCUGCAUGAAUGAUGGCCUCAAAGAAGUGCUGUGUGAGGCCCUAAAGAACUAUGCAGAAAUUUGCCAGAAAGAGGGAAUUGCUGUUUCUGACUGGAGAAUGGCCACUGGAUGCUCCUCCUUCGUCUGCCCUGCAAACAGCCAACACAAGGCCUGUGGACCUGCAUGUCCUACGACCUGCAAUGAUGAGUCUCUUCCCAGCAGCUGUGCCUCAUUGCCUUGUGUGGAGACCUGCCAGUGCAAUGAAGGCUUUGUUUGGGAUGCUGGGAAAUGCAUCCCCAGGGCUGACUGUGGGUGCCUCUUUGAGGAGAAGCUCUUCUCUCCUGGGGAGCAAUUCUGGGAAGAUGGCAGCUGCACAAGGCACUGCACCUGUGACCCAGAGACCAAACGGGUGACCUGCCAGGCAGCCAGCUGCAGGAGUGGGGAGCAGUGCAGGGUGGAGGAUGGCAUCCAGAAUUGCUAUCCCACCGAUUAUGGCACCUGCUAUGCUUCAAGGGGCACGCAUUACAGUACUUUUGAUGGGCAAAGGUUCAACUUCCAGGGCACCUGUGUAUAUCAGUUGGCAGGUCUCUGCGAGAAGGGGAGAGAUCUGGUGGAUUUCCAGGUUCUUGUCCAAAAUAGCCAUCAAAUCAGCCAUUCUGCAACCUUCCUGAAAAUGGUGGAAAUCAGGCUUGAUGGAACAGUGAUUGUGAUUAAUAGAGAACACCCAGGAAAAGUCGUGGUGAAUGGCUUUUUGACCAACCUGCCUUACAGGACUGGAAACGGGAAGAUGCUCAUCUAUAGGAGAGGGCAAGAGGCAGUUGUUCAGACUUAUUUCCACCUGACAGUCACCUUUGAUUGGCAAAGCCAUGUCACUGUAACAGUGCCCAGCACUUAUGCCAGUGCCCUUUGUGGUCUCUGUGGGAACUUCAAUGGCAACAAACUUGAUGAGAUGAUCAUGAAAGAUAGAGAAGUGACCCUGAAUCCAUCAGCUUUUGGUCAAAGCUGGAAAAUACGGGAGGUACCAGGCUGUACUGAACUGGACAAAGAAGAGUGUGCUGGGCUGUCAACCCUUACAAGCCGCCAGCGGCGUCUUGGGAGGGACUGUGGGCUCAUCCUGUCCAAGAGAGGUCCCUUCCAAGAGUGUCACAGCAGAAUUGAUCCUGAGGAAUACUUCCAAGAUUGUGUGUAUGAUUCCUGCUUCUUCAAAGGCCAACAAGCUGUGAUCUGCCAGGCCAUUGCCAACUAUGCAGCAGCCUGCCAGGCAACUGGGGCAACCCUUGAGGCUUGGAGAUCUGACACCUUCUGCAGUAUUUCAUGUGGCCUGAAUAGCCACUAUGAGCUCUGUGCUCGCAGCUGUGCCCAGAGUACUUGUGGCAGCAUCUCUGUCCCACUCCCUUGUUCAUCCAAAUGCCAGGAAGGCUGUGUUUGCAAUGAGGACUUUGUGCUGAGUGGAGACCAGUGCAUCCCCAUGUCCCAGUGUGGAUGCCUCUAUCAGGAUCACUAUUACUUGGCAGGAGAGACUUUCUACCCAACAUGCCAGAAGCGUUGUGUGUGCCAGCCUGGAGGGAGCGUGAAGUGUGAAGCUGUCUCCUGUGGGCCUGAUGAAGAAUGCAGGUUGCUUGAUGGCAUCCAGAAAUGUCACCCGACUGGCAACGCUACCUGCUCAGUUUUUUGGCAACCCUCACUAUCUUACCUUUGAUGGGCUGUACUUUAAUUUCCAAGGGACCUGUGCAUACACCUUGGCUACAACUAGUACAGAAGAUGAGAGACUGAAUCCAUUCACAGUGAAUGUGGAGAAUGAGUCCAAUGGUG